Nematostella vectensis (starlet sea anemone) is the source of this 4176-nucleotide messenger RNA. RefSeq names its product alpha-1A adrenergic receptor. Gene Ontology annotation, cellular component: membrane. The transcript has a single exon. Gene Ontology annotation, molecular function: G protein-coupled receptor activity. The record is from RefSeq and is a predicted model, not a curated record. Gene Ontology annotation, biological process: G protein-coupled receptor signaling pathway. Lineage: Eukaryota; Metazoa; Cnidaria; Anthozoa; Actiniaria; Edwardsiidae. The coding region runs from base 2085 to 3203 and encodes 372 amino acids.
UGAAAAAAGGGAUCGUAAAGUGAAUUCGAAAACAUAAGACACCUGUUUCUUUAUGUAUACAUAAGCCAAUGGGAGAUAAAUCUGGAGAAUACUGACUCUUAAAACACCCUUAGAAGCACUUCUCUUAAACCAAGACACGGGUAUACUUGUCUUGCUUGAAAGUCAAGGUUUCGAACACUAGCGUUCUCGAGAUUCUACACUGCACCUAGAUUUCAUAAGCCAACCCGCCGAUUUCCAAUUUGAAACCAGACGUCCGGGGCAGAAAAUAAGAAGGACUUGCUUUCAAUGUUCGCCUCAGGUUCAAAUACAUACGAUGAUUCUUCAGUGUGAAUAUUUUUUAGAAAAAAAAAGUUGAUUGAGUUUUGUUUGUAAAUUCAAUUUGUGAAUUAGUAAAGUGUGUCAAAAAAUUAAAGGAGUAACAUGAACAAGAUGAUAUUUACCGUAAAAAAGCUUUUCCAGAAACUGAUUACUUUACAAAAGCAUAUGUUAACCUCUAUCUUAUCGCCUGUGUACUAAAACAAGCAGACAGACUUCUAAUGCACGCAGGAAAUUGAAUUCUGUGGUCGGGUCCUCGCGUUAUUUCAAUAGCACAGUCCCCAAGCUAUUUACACUUAGCGCAUGCUAAGACGAAAAGUAAGAUUAAAUCGUUAUCGAUAUGAGCUGUAGUCCUCAUUAACAAACGAGUUGUAAUCAGUGACAAUUUGACGGAGAAAUGAACUUACGUUCACAUAAUGUCAGUAAAUCGAAAGACUCCUCUUUAGUUUUUUUUAUGUUUCUUUACCCUCGCUUGACGGAGUGGGAAAUGCGAUGGACAUGCAGUUCUUCCCGGUGUAAUUUAGUAGGAAGGACCAUACGUUUAAUCUGCCUUAGAAGUGACAGCUGAUGUUUUUAGCAGAGGCUUUUAGUUGCGUAUUAUUGCGGAGUGCACAAGCGGUUAAAGUAGGCAGCAACGAUAUUAUUUGAAGCAGUCGUGGGCGCUGCGUCAACAAGAAAAAAUCGGAGCUUUUUUGAAGGCACCGAUUUACGAAGUUGAAAACAGGAGAAAGAGAUCUAAACACCGAGCAGCAAUUUAUUUUGAGCAUUAGAUCAAGGGUUUGUGAGACACGCCAACUUACGCGGUAAGAAAUCUCGAGCAGUGUGCCGCAAAUUGUUUUCUAAAUUAUGUUAAUCACGGCUUUUUAAAAGUCGCCGACUUGCCAGCGUCAACAGGAAGGAGAGCUCCUUUGCAGCCUGUGUUAAGACUUGAUAAGUUCUUGGAAUUCGCGAAGGAUAUUGGAUGACAUUCGUCAACACUAAGAGCAACUUACUAAGAGGCAAGCUUUGGGUUGGUAUAAUUUGGUUGCUGCUCAUAAAACGUGAGUGGAUUUUCGCGCGCUGUCUUUCAGCUCGUGUAUGUGAGUAGCGCCGUUUCCAAGGGAAAACGGUAGAUUGCUGGUGUUGGAUUCUUAAGUUUCAGUUAGUUCUCAUACGUGAAAAUAUUCUGUGACGUCAAAACAAAUAUAUUGUAUAGCUAAAAGAAGUGGGACACUAUCAGAGAUGGUCGCGUAACAUCGUAUACGUUGAGCUGCAUAUGGAAACAAUUUCAUUAAUUACAGAGUGAAAUGGGUAAGGCUACUCAAUGGGAACAGAUCGUUUCAGGUAAUAGACACAACUUGCAGUAUCGCUGAUCGUACGCCUAUCAGUUUGCCGUCUGGGUGAUAACGAUUACAGCAAAAGAACAUUAGAAACUGUUCUUGAAAUAGCUACUUCUAGGAAACAGAUAGAAUCCCAGAGGGCAUUGGCUCAUCAAUUGAUCAAAGUUUAAUCGGUAAGAGACUCAGCAAAAAGUACUGAAAAACAGGAAGAGAGCCUCAGGCAGCUCAAGUAUUACAUUUGGUUGCUCACGUGUUACGAAAACGUCUAUGGUACUUGUAGGCCCACGUGUACGACGGCAGAGAGGCAAGUAAGAAGUAAAAUUAGCAGUUGGUGAAAGCCAGGAAGCUGUAAUUGGAGUCUCACAAAGUUACUAAGAACCAGGGACACUGAGUCACAAGAUAGCUUAAACAAAACGAGAUAAUUCGCUAAGACAAGUGCAUUUUCCCGAGAUGGAACCACUCGCUGAUGUGAUAUUUAUGACGGUAUUCCUGUGCUGUAUUUCCACAGUCGCCGUCGUGGGAAAUCUUUUAAUCAUAAUCGCUGUCUCGACCAACAGAAGAUUGCAAACAGUCUCCAAUUUUCUUUUUUUAAACCUAGCCGUCGCGGAUUUUUUCCAAGGCUCUGUCUCUAUUCCAUUACGCUUGGCGGAGCAGCUAAAUGGCUCAUUGGUGAAACCACUGGUCCCAUGCAACGUCGUCAUUCCUUUAGCAGUGUUCUUUUACGGCGCGUCGAACCUUAAUUUGACAUUGAUCAGUAUUGAUCGUUUUGUGGCUUUGUACCGACCAAUGAAAUACAAGAAUAUGGUGACGCCAUUCAAAGCCACGUUUUGUGUCGUUCUAUGCUGGCUGGUAGCGUUUGUACUUUCAGUACUUCCAGCUCUCGGCUGGGGAUACAAUGACAACCAAGACCUGGCAAGUAACAUUUGCUUAUUUACGAACGUCUUUGAAAAAGAGCACUUGCUAUUACUAUUCUUGGUUGUGAAUGUGGCAGUUCUGCUUAUAAUAAGUGGAACAAACCUAUUUAUCCUGAGAACGGCACAUCGCCAAAUACGUCGAAUAAACAAUAUCCCAAAACCCUAUGAAACAUUCCGAACAGACGCUAUAUCUACCAUUCAGACCACAAGUAAUACCACAACUUCGACUCGGCUGAGCUUCAAAGCCUUUACUUCCUUCGCCAGAAGACCGCGACGCAUCCAAAGAAUCCCUGGGAGACGAGAUCGCAGAGCAACCAAAGUCGUCCUUGUCAUUGUUGGACUCUUCGUUGCGUUGACGACGCCAAUCACAGUGAUUGAUAUUCUAGCAGCUGUAGGCUCCUCCCAUGUCCCGCCAAUACUGGUUGUCAAGAUAGCUGUGUGUUUGGUUUAUUCAAAUGCAUGCGUUAAUGUGUUUAUAUAUGCUGGAUAUAACGCAGAGAUGCGAGAGACUUGGGUCGCCCUUUAUAUCCGGCUGAGAAACUUUUGUCGUAAAUCGAUUGCACCCGCGAGACGAAGGGUAUCGCCAGCGGUAGUUGCUGAAGAGUUUAAAGGAGAUGAAUACAUGGAAACUGCGGGUGUUUCCAGGCAACAAUGAGGCAAUAACAAUGAAUUAUGCAGACAUGACGGAAAAACCCUGAACAUGCGCACUUCGAAGAGACGGAGAAAGAAGAUACAUUUUUUACAAUAGCCAUCAGUUUCUUGUAUUCCGCACUUAUUUCCCUUUUCAAAACACAAAAUAACGUGAGGCCGAAAUGCCACAUGCCCAAAUUUUGGCUUUUUAAAGAUAUUUUUUCCGUGAUCAUCCUUGCGCUUUUUAUGGGCUUAGCGACGAAAAGCUCAAAUUCCACUGACACUUUACAAAAAGUCGCAUCAAUUUAAAAAAGUCGCACUUGAUAAUUUGUUUGCUAUUACUCACUGAGUACUUAGGAGAAUUUGCCGCCUUAUUUGAUGUGUAAUGAGCUUAUUGGAAACGUCAAGUCAUGUUUUUCCAUCAUGUCGAUUAUGCACAUACUAGGGAUAAAUUCAAAUUACUACCGGAAUCCGUAGGUUGCAGCAGUAGAGAGAAAAAAAAAAGCUAACACCUUCCGCCAAAAAUAUCAAAUUUUUUAGAAAAAAAAAAAAGAAUAAAAAGAAAUUCUUUUAGAAAGAUCGAAACCCAAGUAAACAAUUUUCAAUUAACAAUGAGUAAAACAUUAAAAAAUUCUGCUCCUGGAUAUCUUCGUUAGUUAGAUUCACAACACGACAUUGGUAUCGUUCGAUGCAAUGUUGAAUCUGACUCUUUCCCAGUCUCAGUCUCAAGCCUCACGAGAAGGAUUAAAGAGGCGCGCGGGCAUCAAGGGAAGAGAAAAGAGAAAGGGAAGGGACGACUGGGACUUGCUGUGUCGAAGAGUCUUAUAUACUGUCGAAAAGUCGUUUUCAGCCUUUUCAUGACUAUUUUAACAUAAUUUAUAAUCGUAAUCUUAUACGGUGUGUAUAAGAUAAUGUAUUGUUUGUCUUGGCUGAUGUGCAAUAGACUUUUUCAAGCUUUUACUGUCUAGUAAAGUGCAAUGCCUUUUCAGGCUCCACUA